Molecule: messenger RNA, 2463 nt
Organism: Venturia canescens
Lineage: Eukaryota; Metazoa; Arthropoda; Insecta; Hymenoptera; Ichneumonidae
Gene: RhoGDI
Product: rho GDP-dissociation inhibitor
Exons: 4
Coding region: 559-1167 (202 amino acids)
Biological process (GO): Rho protein signal transduction
Cellular component (GO): cytosol; membrane; cytoplasm
Molecular function (GO): protein binding; Rho GDP-dissociation inhibitor activity
Source: RefSeq, a predicted model, not a curated record
CGUAGGCUUGAUUUUUGAAUUUGGCGGUUCACAAGAAUGAGUCGAAAAUGGUCGAAAAAGUUCGAUUUGCGACGAAAUUUUAUCGAUCGGUAGCAUGGCUUCUCACGAGAAAUAUGAACAUUUUGACUUAUGAUUUUUAUGACAAUUCACAAGGAUGAAUAAAUCUCGUACCACAAAAAAACUGUUGCUACUUAUGUAUCAAUGAAGCUCCGAACAGUUUGUAAUCGAUAAAGAUUCGGAAACUUGAUUUUUGGUCGCCGUAUCUGUAGAGGAGCAUAAUUCGGAGCUCACGCCGCCCAAAGCCGCCAUAUUGUUGUUUCGUGGUCGCUCACUCAAAAGUAGCCUUCAAUUAAACGUAACACGGAGCGGCUUUUUCCUUUAUCUCUCUUGAGAAAAAGAAACCCAGAUCGUCGAUAAAAAAAACUUUGAGUGUCAAUCAUCGUUUAGCGAAAGGAAUAUUUCACCAACGUUGUGUACAGUGUAAUAUCAAUAAUUUUACUAAAGGUACCAGUCAAAAACAAGACGAAAAAUAUUUCUUCGAUCAAUCAGAAAGCAGUAAUGGCCGAGACGGAGCCCCAACACAUUGAAGUUGCGGAAGAGGAACUUGAGGCUGAGUCAAAUUACAAACCUCCCCCGGAAAAAACUAUUGAAGAACUUCUCGAAGCUGACAAAGAGGAUGAAAGUCUAAGGAAAUACAAGGAAACUCUGCUUGGUGAUGCAAAAUCCGGUGGUCUUAUAGUCGAUCCUGAUGAUCCCCGAAAAGUGAUUGUCAAAAAAUUGGCCCUGUGCGUAGCUGGUCGACCAGAUAUGGAACUCGAUCUUACCGGCAAUCUUAGCCAACUGAAAAAACAGACCUUUGUUAUUAAAGAAGGUGUGAGUUACAGGAUACGCAUUGAUUUCAUUGUACAACGUGAAAUCGUGCAUGGCUUGAAAUACGUACAGAAAACAUUCCGACUAGGAGUUCUCGUGGAUAAAAUGACUCACAUGGUUGGUUCUUAUCCACCAAAAAAAGAAAUCCAAUCGUACACAACACCAGCAGAGGAUGCUCCUGCGGGAAUGAUAGCACGCGGUUCUUACAUUGUAAAUUCGUUGUUCACGGACGACGAUAAACACGAGCAUCUCAAUUGGGAAUGGUCGUUUGAUAUUAAAAAAGAUUGGAAAGAAUAAAAAAUCAAUAGAAGAGGAGUGGCGAGAAAAAAAUCCGUAAUUUUGCACCAGCUGAUUGAAACGUUUCUCGGAAAGAGCGCAGUGAAAAGUAUGAAAAAAAGUCUAAAAUUUCGCAGUACGAGAUAAAGCAAAGAGAAUCGCCAACCAUCUUGAAUUCUCAGUACAAAGGCAAACAAUCAUUCUUUUUUCCAUUUGUUUUUGUCUCUGAAACAUGGUUGCUGGUUAAAAAAGUGUCGAAGAAGAAACAUUGUACGUUAGUUCAUAAAUCAUUAGACCGACGAGAAUAGCUUUUUUUUACUACAACAAUGACGAGUCCCAUUCAUAUAUAUUUACGAGCUCCAGAAUAUCUGCCAUUUUGAAUAAUCUUUUUCACAGAAAAGAUGGUUUUUCUCCCAAGUGUGAGUGAUACCGAUAAUGAGAGUGUGAGUGGUGUUUGGAUUUUUUACUUUCAUACAAAUUUUUAUAACAGCUCAAUGUUUGUCGAACAAUGUAACGCUCCGUAGCUCGUUGUAGGAAAGAAAUCAUUUUAUUCUUGUUCCUGUCAUGCAAUUAUCUUUAUCAGCUUUUUUGUUUGAACAAAGUAAUCGUAAAAUAGGUAUAAAUUGUAACACUUAUUAUUAUUAUUAUUAUUAUUAUCAUUAUUAUUAUUGCUGCUAUUAUAACUAAUGCGAUUGUAAUUGAUGCUGAUGUGGAAUUUUGAGCUUCCCCUUGAAAAAUAGAAGACGAAAUUUGCAAAAUUCAAGAGAAUCCAAUCAUUUGUGAUAACGAGGAAUUCAAUUCAUUCAUUGAAAUCAACCGUUAAAAAUUCGUUUAACUUUGAACUGUAAAGUCAGAAACUAAAGCAUAAAAAAUGGACAUUUGACGGUUUAAUGAAGAACAAUAACGAUCGAAAUAAAGUGUCAAAAAUUUUACACCCAGCACAAAAGGGGCAUGUGUCAUGAUAUAACAAUAAUAUAUAUUUAUGCAUUAAUGAGAAAAACAUGAAAAGUUCCAGUCAAACUGAUCGAUCAAUUUCUCAUUCGUUUUACGCAAUAAAUGCAAAACGAUAACAGGAAAAACAAUCCCCGCUGAGAGGCAAUAAAGCCACCGACUCUAAAAAAAACAAGUGAUAAUUGAAACUCGGCCCCUGUACUGCUAGAAAAUGGUGACAAAAAGAGAACUCUGAGACAUGCAUAAUUGCCAUGAAACAAACUACACAUACUAUUGUAACAAUACUAUGUACAUUUGCACAUAAAAGUAAAAUACACUGUAAUUUCGCACAUAACGAGCGUGUGAAAAAAAAACAGUUGAGAUGUA